Messenger RNA from Mercurialis annua (annual mercury), 1200 nucleotides. RefSeq names its product riboflavin synthase. The transcript has 2 exons. Lineage: Eukaryota; Viridiplantae; Streptophyta; Magnoliopsida; Malpighiales; Euphorbiaceae. Bases 67 to 918 code for a protein of 283 amino acids. The record is from RefSeq and is a predicted model, not a curated record. Gene Ontology annotation, biological process: riboflavin biosynthetic process. Gene Ontology annotation, molecular function: riboflavin synthase activity.
UUCACUUUAUCUGAAAUCCUUCAAAUUUUCUCAGCAACCAAACAAGAAAUAAAAAGAAAUAAAAAAAUGGCACUUUCCACCUCUUUUACAUCUCUAUCCAAAACCCCCCAAAUUACAAUUUCAAAAACCCUAGCAACAAAAUCAACCACAACAAGAGUAAUAUUCAAUCUCUUAUCCAACAAUUCCAUUUCCAAUUUAAGCUUAAUUUCAAAGCCACGCCCCCUCACACUCUUCACUUCAAAAAAACAUUCCAUAAACCCUAACCCUAAUUUCCAAAAUUCAACUAUCAAAUGCCUAUUCACCGGCAUUGUAGAAGAACUCGGAGAAAUCAAACACAUGGGCCCCACAAAAGACGGCGGUUUCGACCUUAAAAUCAAGGCUAAAACCGUCCUUAACGGCGUUAACCUCGGCGACAGUAUAGCAGUUAACGGAACAUGCUUAACCGUUACAGAUUUUAGUGAAGAAGAGUUUACUGUUGGAUUAGCACCAGAAACUUUACGAAAAACUUCACUUAUAGAGCUAAGGGUGGGAUCAUUGGUUAAUUUGGAGGCGGCAGUGCAGCCGACGAGCCGAAUGGGCGGGCAUUUUGUGCAGGGUCAUGUGGACGGCACGGGGGAGAUAGUUGAGAAGGAGGUAGAAGAAGAUUCAUUGUGGAUUAAGGUUAAGGUGGAUAGUAAAUUGUUAAGGUACAUUGUGCCUAAAGGUUUUAUUGCUAUUGAUGGAACUAGUUUAACUGUUGUUGAUGUGUUUGAUGAUGAGGGGUGUUUUAAUUUUAUGCUGGUGGCGUAUACGCAGCAAAAAGUUGUGAUUCCUUUGAAGAAUGUUGGUGAUAAGGUUAAUUUGGAAGUUGAUAUUUUGGGGAAGUAUGUUGAGAGGUUGCUUAGUAGUGGCUUUGUUGAAUCUAUCAAGGCUUCUUGAUGUAAAGGAAGGUCACGUCUUCCGGCUACAAGCUUAGAGGCGUGCUCAAGGAAGUGUGGAUGCCUUUAUCAAACUUAAGCAAGUUUUGUUUUAUCACAUAAUUUAAAUGCACAUCAAUGUUGUUGGAAGAGGCCAGAAAAAGUAUGUUGUAUUGCCUUAAAUAUAGCCAAUUUUUGUACGUUAUGUCUCACAAGUCGGAAUUAGAGAACAUUUUUCCUAAAUUAUUUGCAAACUUCGACAAGCUUCAAAAGAAGUAAAUCGUCCUGAUAUUUGAUUGUCUUA